Sphenostylis stenocarpa is the source of this 546-nucleotide messenger RNA. NCBI's taxonomy places the organism in Eukaryota, Viridiplantae, Streptophyta, Magnoliopsida, Fabales, Fabaceae. The record is from the annotation of a GenBank genome assembly.
AUGGGCGUUGCGGUGCUUCAUCCCCACGAUUCCCUCACUUGCAAACCACCUAACCGCUACCGUACCAUAGCCCCUCACUUUUCCGACAAAAAACUCUCAAACCCUAACCCUAGCCCUAAGUCUCAUCGGAGCACCAGAAGCCGCAAGAAGCGGACCGAUCCAACCUCACCAGAGGUCCCCGGCCCGGCCCAACCCACCAUACCGCAAAAGCACCUUUUGAUGGGCCAGGUCAAAAUCCUGAAACGCGGUGAGCUACUUACUGAAACCACGCAGCAUCCACAACUGCAGACGGAAGCCGCUAAGGAGUUAAGUACGCAGACGGGAGCCGUCGAGAGGGAGGUAACUACGGCGACGGAAACCAAGAAGAUUAAUCCGACGUCGUCUUUAGCGGAGAAAGUUGAGGGUUUUUAUGCGGGAUACUCGAUUUUGGUGAUGUCGCCGCCUCCGAGCUCCGUUCCUUUACCUGCUUUUAUCACUAAGAAGAUCGCGGCUGUGAAUGGCGCCACGCGUGACUUACGGAAGAUGAUGCGGCCUGAUUUUGUGUGA